This is a messenger RNA of Cylas formicarius (sweet potato weevil), 776 nucleotides long. RefSeq names its product MOB kinase activator-like 3 (gene Mob3). The coding region runs from base 100 to 765 and encodes 221 amino acids. Gene Ontology annotation, molecular function: protein kinase activator activity. The record is from RefSeq and is a predicted model, not a curated record. Gene Ontology annotation, biological process: signal transduction; positive regulation of protein phosphorylation. Gene Ontology annotation, cellular component: cytoplasm; nucleus. NCBI's taxonomy places the organism in Eukaryota, Metazoa, Arthropoda, Insecta, Coleoptera, Brentidae. The transcript is spliced from 4 exons.
AAAUGGAUCUAUGGUGAUGUCAGUAAUCAAAAUAUUUUAGUUUGCUUAACCUCAAAUGCUGUGACGUCUUUACAAUUUGUGUUUUUAUCGUUUCAAAAAAUGGCUCUAAAUAAUUUCCUGGAGUUUUUCCAGAAGGGAAAGACCUUCAGGCCAAAGAAAAAAUUCGCCCACGGAACUAUCAGAUACAGUCUACACAAACAUGCGUGCGCCAGUUUGAAUUCGGGUAUUAAUUUAAGAGGUGCAGUCAAAUUGCCGCAGGGAGAAGAUUUAAAUGAUUGGAUUGCAGUGCAUGUGGUCGACUUCUUCAAUAGGAUAAAUUUGAUAUAUGGCACAAUAUGGGAGUAUUGCACCGAACAAACUUGUCCAACAAUGUCGGGAGGUGUUAGAUUUGAGUAUCUAUGGGCAGAUGGUGACAAGUACAAAAAACCCACCAAGUUACCUGCUAGAGAUUAUGUAAAUUUAUUAAUGGAUUGGGUAGAAAUGCAAAUAAAUGAUCAGGCAUUGUUUCCUUGUACCAAUGACUUGCCCUUUCCUAAAAAUUUUGUUGCCCAGUGUAGCAAAAUUUUGGCCAGGCUGCACAGAGUAUUUGUCCAUGUUUAUAUUCAUCAUUUCCAGAACAUUGUUGCUAUUAAAGCGGAAGCCCAUGUAAACACUUGCUACAAACAUUUCUAUUACUUUGUAACAGAAUUUGAUUUGGUUAGUAGGAAGGAAUUGGAACCUCUUGCAGAAAUGGCCUCAAAAAUAGCCAAAGAUCCAGCACUAUAAUAUAAAAAGUA